Molecule: messenger RNA, 1614 nt
Organism: Penicillium longicatenatum
Lineage: Eukaryota; Fungi; Ascomycota; Eurotiomycetes; Eurotiales; Aspergillaceae
Product: Zn(II)2Cys6 transcription factor
Exons: 1
Coding region: 1-1614 (537 amino acids)
Biological process (GO): DNA-templated transcription; response to xenobiotic stimulus; regulation of DNA-templated transcription
Molecular function (GO): DNA binding; DNA-binding transcription factor activity, RNA polymerase II-specific; zinc ion binding
Source: RefSeq, a predicted model, not a curated record
AUGUCUGCGGAUCCUAAUCCCCAUCGUUCAAAGAAAGCGUGCAUUUCUUGUCGGCAGCGAAAACGCAGGUGUGACGGCGGACUGCCAUGCGCAUAUUGCGAGGCAAACGAUCACAACUGCGAAUAUGAACAGCGAAAGAAAAUCAAGCGAAACAGCCAAAAACGAUCAGUUUCUCAAGAUGUGGCUGGCCUUAAUAAGGAUGAUGGGGAAAGCUCUGCGCUGCGCCUCAUAGAAGCAAAUUCUCCUGCUGUAUUCGUCCGACAGCUUGGACUGAAAAUAAAUCCAGCAUCGGCCCCCCGCUUGAGCUGCUACGCAUGGAAUCUGGGUCUUGAUAGGGAAACCACAACCGCCCCACAAUCACUGCGCCUCACGGACAUAUUGAGUCUCAAUCAGAUGUACGAGUAUACUACAGAUUACUUUUUGCACGUGGCCCCGGUGUACAACUUUCUGGAUCGGGAAUAUGUCGACGCUGCUAUCUCCAAGCUCUGGCACAAUGGAUCUCAAGAUUCGAGAGACUCCAUGCUCUGUGGUGUCGCAGCUCUCGGCUGCCUUUUUGGGGGGAAGCCCGGCAUCCAUGAAACUAGACUGGUACAAUGCAUACGAAUUGCCCUAGAGCAGUCAAGCUCGCUACCUUGUCCGGAAAUUGAUCACGUCCUUGGAUGGUUACUGCGCGUCAUAUACCUCCGUGCGACAAGCACUCCGCAGGCAACGUGGAUGGCAUGUUGCACAUUGAUGCAUAUGGUCGAAACAACAAGACUGCACCUGGAGCCAUCGAAGACUUGGAUAUUAGCUCAAUCUGGAAGCCCAUGCCCGGCAAAUUUACGUCGUCGCAUCUUCUGGGUGGCGCAAUUAUUCAAUACAUGGGUGUCAGCAGACUGUGGAAAAUCCCAAGUCGAGUUGCGUGGCGCGUCCACUGAGCUUCCUCAGGAAAUCUGGACCAAGGACCAGACUCAGCUUUGCUAUAUGUCUUGUCGUCUGGGUCGACAAUUUGAUUUCGAGCCGGAGGAGCUGGAGUCGCUAAUCGCCGACCUUUGUGUAUUGAGUCCGGCACAACCCAUGCUCCAGCUUUUAAAAUGCAAUAUUGCUCUUUGCUGUUUUCGUCGAGCUAGAGCGCUCCGCAGGCCAUUGACUGAUGUGUCACGGGGAAGAAUAUUGGACUUGGCAAAGAAUACACUGUCAGUUGUGAGCAAUCUUGUUAACCUUGCCUCUCCUUGGUGGCACGUUAUCAAUAUACCCUUUCAGAUUGUUUGUGUCUGUCUCGUCAUUGACACGGAUCGCUCUUUGUGUCUUUUAACAGAGGCUCUGGAAGUCUUGCGAAAGGUUACUGCUCAAUACGAUACUGGAUUGACUCGGGAGUCUUAUGAUACUGCCUGUUUUCUUGUUACCCAAGAGAGGCAAAAAGGACUUAACAAGUUAGAGCAUUUGAACAACGCGUUGAAAGGACGAGAAUCUGCCGUUGAUACGGGUAUUGGCUCUGAGAUAAUGGACGUGCUCGCAACUGACCAAAAUCUCCCAUUAUUUUCGGGCCCUGGGCUUGAUCCCACUUUGGAGUUAAAUCAUUCCCUGGCCGACUACUUUCUAUUAGAAAAGUUCUUUCCUCCUAACGAUAACUGA